AUGCCUGAGUAUUGGAGUGAGGUAUUGGAGAAAAAGAACUCGCUUUUUAUGGAUGCAUAUGGUGCAAUAUCAAAGGUUUUGUAUCCAAGUUUCGAGUACUUGGCUCAGGUGUUGAGGCCGUGUUUUCUCUAUAUGGGAGUUUUUCCUCAAAAUUAUGAGAUAUUGAAAUCAAAGGUGGUGAUAAUGUGGGCGGCUGAGGGAUUUCCUGAGCCGUUGGGAUGGCAAACUGAAAAUGAAUAUAGCGAGCAAUGUUUGAGAGCUCUCAGUUACAAUAAUCUUGUUUUGCUUCAUAAAGAAAGCACAAUUUGGAACAUUAAAUCCUCUGGGGUGAAAUCUUGCUUGGUUCAUACUUCUGUGUGGCAUUUUUGCAAAACAGAAGCUAAGAAAAACAAGUUCUUCCAUAUGUUACAUAAGUGUGAUGAUGAUCUUGAAGAGGGUAUAGAAGGCCAACGGCGACUGACCAUCCAUAACAACAUUUUAUUUGCCAUCAAAGAUGUUCGUAACUUGAUUGAGGAUAGCUGUGCAUCAACCACUCGUUCUCUAUUAUGUUUUGGUCCAUAUUGUCGUUAUCAAGUUCCCAUUUUUUUUGGUUUGAGGUUAUUGAGGAUGGUGGAUGCUCUUACAAUCCGAUUUUAUGAGUUCCCGAUUGAAGUAGUGAAACUGGUUCAAUUGAGGUACCUCGCCCUCACUUGUGAUGGGGAUCUCCCUUCUUCCAUAUACAAACUUUGGAACCUUCAGUUCUUGAUUAUAUCCCGACAUCUUAGCAUCAAGCCUUUUGAGGCUCCAUCGUUCAUUCCUAAGGAGAUAUGGGAUAUGAAGGAACUGAAGCAUCUUCAGGUUGUGGGAAGCGAUCUACGAGAUCCUUGUGGCACUUCCUUACCAAACCUCACAACACUUUUAGAUGUGAGCACUCUUAGUUGCACAAAGGCGAUUUUUGAAGCCAUUCCUAAUCUAAGGAAGUUAGGAAUUCAAAUUGAGUCGGAGCCUGAUGCUGCUGAGGCAUUGAGUUUCCUUGAUCAAAUUUCUAAUCUCAAAAAACUGCAGAUACUCAAAUGUGUAGUCGUGAAUCCUGACCUCAUGACCGAAACACUUCUCCAUCCGCAUCCUCUUCCAACAUCGUUGACAGUUCUUAAGAAGCUGCAUUUGAGUGGGUUGGGAUAUUCUUGGGAAGAUAUGAGUGUGAUUGGAUCAUUGCCGAAUCUUGAAGUACUCAAAUUGCGAUGCUAUGCCUUUCAAGGUCGGACAUGGAUAGUUGAAGAGAAAAGAUUUGCAAAACUUGGGUAUCUUGUGAUUGAAGACACUGAUUUGGUGAAGUGGGAAGUGAGAGAGGGAGGCUGCCCAAACCUCUACUAUUUGAGCAUAAAACAUUGCCAUUUGUUGGAAGAGAUUCAUGGCAGAUUUGGUCAUAAUUGA
Molecule: messenger RNA, 1413 nt
Organism: Salvia splendens (bonfire salvia)
Lineage: Eukaryota; Viridiplantae; Streptophyta; Magnoliopsida; Lamiales; Lamiaceae
Product: putative late blight resistance protein homolog R1B-8
Exons: 1
Coding region: 1-1413 (470 amino acids)
Source: RefSeq, a predicted model, not a curated record